Molecule: messenger RNA, 576 nt
Organism: Neospora caninum
Lineage: Eukaryota; Apicomplexa; Conoidasida; Eucoccidiorida; Sarcocystidae
Exons: 4
Coding region: 1-576 (191 amino acids)
Biological process (GO): P450-containing electron transport chain
Cellular component (GO): mitochondrion
Molecular function (GO): 2 iron, 2 sulfur cluster binding
Source: RefSeq, a predicted model, not a curated record
AUGGUACUACGGUCGUGCGUCGGAGCGCUCCGAGUGGCGCGGUCCAGCUGCAGAAGACGCUUUUGCGGAUCGAGACUGGAAAACAUAGCUACAAUCAGGCAGGCGCAUCUUUCUUGCCCCUUCGUCUCUUCUCAACCCUGUUCUUGGCGUCAUCUUUCCCAGCGGGCGUUCCAUGUCGCCUCGUCGAAUCCCGCGUCACCAGCUGACGAGUCAUCGUCGCAAACUGUCACGGUUUCUUUCGUACUUCCUGACAAUUCCGAAAAGCUUGUCGAGGCCAAGGUUGGAGAUAGCAUUCUCGAAGUCGCUCACUCGAACGACAUUGAGCUUGAAGGCGCUUGUGAAGGAGCCUGCUCUUGCUCAACGUGCCACGUCAUCCUGGAACAGGAGGUCUACGAUGAGCUGCCCGAGCCGUCGGAACAAGAGGAAGACAUGCUUGACCUGGCAGCGUGCCUGACCCCAACUUCGCGGCUUGGGUGUCAAGUUCACAUCACUCCCGAUUUGAAAAACGCGAAGAUUCGGCUACCGCAAAUCACGCGGAACUUUUACGUCGAUGGCCAUGUUCCAGCGCCCCACUGA